ACUCAAAAUCCGAGAAAAGAAGGUGUUAUUAACAAUUGGUAACCAAACCCGAGAUUAAGUAUGGUCCAAAGAAUUCACCCAAGUGUUUAGAUCACUUUCCCCCAAAGCAACAAGGCAAGGUUACACUCAAAUCCACCAAAAGGAGUGAAAUACUUUUAAAGUUUUUAAAACCUUCUCAAACACAAACUCAAGUGGGUCGACCACCAAACUGAAAAGAGAACAAAGGAAGAAAACCACUAAGACAAAACAAAGAUUACUUAAGGACAAGCAAGAAAAGCACAAAGCCGAGGAAGUUAAACUCUAAUGAAAGGAAAUUAUGUGACAACUUUUACCAAAACAAACAAGAAAAGCAUAUUUAAAGACUCUAUGGAAAGUACUUGAACAUGCCACACCAAGUCUUAAAUCAUGCAUACACUAAGAAAGAUAAUAGCCAAGUUAAGAAUGGAACUAAUUAGCAAUUAUCACCCACAAUUUUAAUAUGAAAACUAAUAGCAUAACACCUAAUCAAAAUUGAACUUUUGGUUCACCAAAGAGCAAGUUUGCCCUUGAAAAAAUGAGUAAAAAGGUGUUAAGAUUUUUCUUCUUUCACAAGUUUCAUAAGAUAGAAAGACAAUGUUUUUACGUGACUUGGACACUUAGUUCCUCAAAUUUUAGGCCAAAAUCAAUUUCAAGGAGCAUAUAUCAAGCAAGACAUAAAAUGAAUGCCAUAUUCAAAUACUUGGAAUAACAAGAACAAGAAAACUUCAACCUAACAUAUGACAUAUGACUCAAGCAAAAGUUGGACACAUUUAUGACUUCCAUGGGCAGAAUAUUGGUUCAACACGACAUAUCAUGAGUCAACAGGUACUGCCCCAUUUGAAGCGGUGUACGGACAUAGACCUCCCCUAAUUGUGCGGAGUGUACCGGGGGAAGUCAGAGUGGAAACAAUGCAAAAGGAGUUAUUGGAUCGGGAUGAGGCUUUAAAGAAGCUAAAGAAUCACUUGUUGAGAGCUCAAGGUCGAAUGAAGGUUUAAGCAGAUAACACAAAACAAAUAUAAGCUUCGAGGUAGGAGAAAUGGUAUUUUUGAAGCUCAAGCCACAUAGACAGAAUUCGGUGGUGGCCAGGAUAUGCCCGAAGUUGAGUGCUAGGUAUUAUGGUCCUUUUCAAAUUCUGGAAAGGAUAGGUGAGGUUGCUUAUCGUUUAAAAUUGCCCCCAUCAUCAAGGAUACAUCCUGUUUUUCAUGUGUCCCUCCUCAGGAAAGCAGUGGGGGACUAAAAGACAAGGGAAGAAUUACCUACCGGGUUAGAGGAUGAUGAUGCUGAAAUAAUUGAACCCCUGUCGAUUCUAGCUUCCUGCAGUGUUAUGAAGAAGGGAGAACGAAUGAAUCAAUGACUCGUCCAUUGGAAGGGAAAAACCACAUAAGAGGCUACAUGGGAAGAUGAAGUUUACAUUAGAAGUCAAUUUCCUGAAAUCGGUCUUGAGGACAAGACAAUUCUUCAAGAGGAGAGUACUGAUAAGGCCCAAAGAAUAAGUGGGCUCCCUCAACAACAAGCCCACGAUGGUAUCAAGGCACGGUGGGGAAAGUGUACGUGAGAAAGAAGGAUCCAAGGGGUGAGGUGGCAGGUAGUUAGAAGAAAGAGAAAUCAGGAGGGGAAUGGGGGGAGAUUCUAUUUGAUAUUCAGUUUUGCAAAGUGUGAGGGGGGAAGUUUUUUGGCAAAGAGAGGAGAGGAACCAUAGGUGUUGCUCCAGAGAGGAGCGUAGCUCUGGGUGGGAUUUGUUAUCCUUCUAUUUCACGUUUUCGUUUACAGUAUAAUAAAUACAUCAAUGUGUUUUUUCUUCCUCAUUUCCUUAUUUCUAAACUUUUAAGGAGUGGGUAUGUAUCAAUCAUUUACUUCCUCUAGCUAAAGGGGAAAAAUAGAAAUUCACAAAACAAAUUUUCUGAUGAUGAAAGAAGAGUUAAGGAAAUUUCCAACACCUUAUGCUGUCGAAAGUCCAAAGCAAAUAUAAAUUACAAAAGGGUGUCAAAGGCAUUGAAAUGCAAUACAUAAUUCUGUUUUGGGAAUACAUCAAAUUGUGAUUCUAUGGCGGUUCUAUGUCGUUGUUGAUUAGUUGAAGUUAUAGAUGCCAUGAUUGGUUUCUUCAUAAUAGCUAGUUUGUAAUAUUAGAUGACCCAAUUCCUAUGCAAUGCAUGUACCCCUUUCAAGUUCAAACCUUUCGCAACCUUCUCAAAGUUUGCAUAGCCCAAAGAGACCUCAUAACAGGCAAAACCCUCCAUGCCCUUUACUUCAAGUCUCUCAUCCCACCCUCCACCUACCUCUCCAACCACUUCACCCUCCUCUACUCCAAAUGUGGUUCCCUCCACAGUGCCCAAACCUCCUUCCACCUCACUCAACACCCCAAUGUUUUCUCUUACAACACCCUCAUCAAUGCUUAUGCAAAACACUCCCUUAUCCAUCUUGCCCACCAGCUGUUUGAUGAAAUUCCCCAACCAGACAUAGUCUCUUACAACACCCUUAUAGCUGCCUAUGCUGAUAGGGGUGAGUGUGGGCCGGUGUUGAGGCUCUUUGAGGAAGUUAGAGAGCUCGAUUUAGGCCUUGACGGGUUCACGCUGUCUGGCGUGAUUACUGCCUGUGGUGAUGAUGUUGGAUUGGUUCGGCAGUUGCACUGUUUUGUGGUGAUGUGUGGGUAUGAUGGUUAUGCUUCUGUGAAUAAUGCAGUGCUCGCUUGCUAUAGUAGGAAGGGGUUUUUUAAUGAGGCGAAGAGGGUGUUUAGGGAGAUGGGGGAGGGUGGGGUCAGGGAUGAGGUUUCGUGGAAUGCAAUGAUUGUGGCAUGUGGGCAGCACCGGGAGGGAUUGGAGGCGGUGGGAUUGUUUAUUGAGAUGGUUAGGAAGGGUUUGAAGGUUGAUAUGUUUACCAUGGCAAGUGUUUUGAAUGCAUUUACUUGUGUAAAGGAUUUGGUUGGGGGCAUGCAGUUUCACGGAAUGAUGGUUAAGAGUGGGUUCCAUGGGAAUUCACAUGUUGGGAGUGGGUUGAUUGAUUUGUAUUCUAAGUGUGCUGGUGGCAUGGUGGAAUGUAGGAAGGUGUUUGAGGAGAUUUGUGCACCUGAUUUGGUUCUUUGGAACACGAUGAUCUCUGGGUUUUCUCAGUAUGAGGACUUGUCUGAAGAUGGCCUGUGGUGUUUCCAGGAGAUGCAGCGGAAAGGUUUUCGUCCGGAUGAUUGUAGUUUUGUGUGUGUGACCAGUGCUUGUUCUAAUUUGUCAUCCCCUUCUGUGGGAAAACAGGUUCAUGCAUUGGCUAUCAAAUCUGACAUUUCUUAUAAUCGCAUUUCAGUGGAUAAUGCUCUUGUAGCUAUGUAUUCUAGAUGUGGGAAUGUUCAGGAUGCAAGAAAGGUGUUUGAUACAAUGACACAGCAUAACACGGUGUCUUUAAACUCGAUGAUUGCUGGCUAUGCACAGCAUGGUGUUGAAGCUGAGUCGCUUAGGCUUUUUGAACUGAUGCUGCAGAAAGACAUUGCACCAAACAGCAUAACCUUCAUAUCUGUUCUUUCUGCGUGUGCACACACAGGAAAAGUUGAAGAGGGUCAGAAAUAUUUCAAUAUGAUGAAAGAAAAAUUUGGGAUUGAACCAGAAGCAGAACAUUUUUCCUGCAUGAUAGAUCUUUUGGGUCGAGCAGGCAAGCUCAGGGAGGCUGAGAGGAUUAUUGAAACAAUGCCAUUUAACCCUGGUUCUAUUGAAUGGGCUUCUUUGCUUGGUGCGUGUAGGAAGCAUGGAAAUGUGGAGCUAGCAGUGAAAGCAGCCAAUGAGUUCCUCCGGCUGGAACCUUAUAAUGCUGCUCCAUAUGUAAUGCUUUCAAAUAUGUAUGCAAGUGCCUCCAGAUGGGAAGAGGCUGCAAACAUUAAAAGGAUGAUGCGGGGGAGAGGAGUGAAGAAGAAACCAGGUUGUAGUUGGAUAGAGAUAGAUAAGAAGGUUCAUGUCUUUGUGGCCGAAGACACUUCACAUCCAAUGAUAAAAGAGAUUCAUUUGUACAUGGAGGAAUUGUUAAGGAAAAUGAAGCAAGCAGGGUACGUACCUGAUAUAAGAUGGGCAUUGGUGAAUGCUGAAGAGAUAGAGAGAAAUGAGAGAGAAAGAAGGUUAUUGAAUCACAGUGAGAAGCUGGCAGUUGCAUUUGGCCUAAUCUCCACUGAAGAAGGAGUGCCUAUAUUGAUUGUGAAGAACCUAAGAAUUUGUGGUGAUUGCCACAAUGCCAUCAAACAUAUUUCAGCCAUCACUGGCAGGGAAAUCACUGUUAGAGAUACUCACAGGUUUCAUUGCUUUAAGGAAGGGCAAUGUUCCUGCAGGGAUUAUUGGUGACGAAAAACAAUCAGUAUUUCUAUUUCAGUGGGAAAGUGUUAUACUACUACCUUACUAAUUACACACCUGUGUCAAGUUUGGGUAAACACUUUUUCAGUAGAAGUUUUUCACACCAGAGCUUAUAUCAUUAGCUUGACUUUGAAGCUUACUGAAAUAAGUUAAAAAGAACUUAAUUUAGUAAGAUUCAUUGUGGUAGGAAGGCCAUAAACGUUUAGGUGACAAAAGGUUAUGGUUUCAAUGAACAUUUGGGUUAUCAACUUUACUUUUUCCCAAGUAUAACCAUCCAAAAGACAGAUUUCAAUCUGCUGAAAGUUCUUGCUUUAUAUCUUAGGUGAAUAAUUCAGUCAUUGCAUAGGUCCCUUUUUUCCUUUGUUUUCCUUACUUGUGACUAGAUUAGCCAAAGCAUUAGACUUUUGGGUGUCCAUUCCUCCACUAGCCAUUGUUUUUUAUGUCUUACACCUGAUGAUUAAACGAAAAAGCCAAAGGCUCUCACCAUAAGUAAGAUCAAGUACAUUUGAGGAUACCUUACCACAAAAAAGUAGUCAUUGAUGUUGUAGAGCAGAACAGAAGGUUUUAUAAACUCCACACCAAAUCUAGUACUUCUAAUGUCAGACUCAAGAUCUCUACUUUGAAUUGGAUUUGUUUGGGAUUCAAUUCUGUUGUGAUGCUCAUCUAGUUGAUCGACUCAUGUUUGUGAUCCUGGGGAUUCUGAAAGAACAAAUUAUUCAUUGAUUAUGUAUUAUUCUGAAAUGACGACUUAUAGGACUUUCCUUUUGAAGAAAGCAAUUGCGCCGGUGUCAUCUAUUUCUACCUUCUUAUACCGUAGCAAUGCAUUUGAAUUCAUUUUCUGUUAGUCUUCAUUCGAGAAUCAUUAAUUAGAUCUUAUUCAGAAAAGUUUGUUAUGUACAAUAUACUGAUUAAUUAAUACAA
Messenger RNA from Vigna unguiculata (cowpea), 5258 nucleotides. RefSeq names its product Pentatricopeptide repeat (PPR) superfamily protein. Gene Ontology annotation, biological process: RNA modification. The record is from RefSeq and is a predicted model, not a curated record. Gene Ontology annotation, molecular function: RNA binding; protein binding; zinc ion binding. NCBI's taxonomy places the organism in Eukaryota, Viridiplantae, Streptophyta, Magnoliopsida, Fabales, Fabaceae.